This is a messenger RNA of Magallana angulata, 1222 nucleotides long. RefSeq names its product deoxycytidylate deaminase-like. Gene Ontology annotation, biological process: dTMP biosynthetic process; dUMP biosynthetic process. Gene Ontology annotation, cellular component: cytoplasm. The transcript is spliced from 5 exons. Lineage: Eukaryota; Metazoa; Mollusca; Bivalvia; Ostreida; Ostreidae. Gene Ontology annotation, molecular function: dCMP deaminase activity; zinc ion binding. Bases 91 to 708 code for a protein of 205 amino acids. The record is from RefSeq and is a predicted model, not a curated record.
ACACCUCAGAUAAUACCCAUAGGAUGCAACUAAUACAGUUAUAAUUCACUUGAUUCGCCGAUUGUUGGCGCGUAAACUGAAACGGGACAAAUGGCUACGGAUGCUAUAAUGAGUAUAAAAGACUGUUCAUUAUCAGAGAAAGAACCACCUAAACUCAAUAAGAAGCGCGAUAAUUAUCUUCAUUGGCCGGACUAUUUUAUGGCAACAGCAUUUCUAUCGGCACAAAGAAGUAAAGACCCACGAACACAGGUUGGAGCAUGCAUUGUAAAUGAAGAGAACAAAAUUGUUGGAAUUGGUUAUAAUGGGAUGCCUGUUGGUUGCCACGAUGAUGAAAUGCCAUGGGGACGAGAUUCAGACAACAUCCUGGAAACCAAGCAACUGUAUGUGUGUCAUGCGGAGUUGAAUGCUGUGUUAAACAAGAACUCUGCGGAUGUCAAGAACUGCACGAUUUAUGUGGCGUUGUUUCCCUGCAAUGAAUGUGCCAAGGUCGUGAUACAGUCGGGGAUAAAGGAGGUGGUAUACUACUCGGACAAAUACAAGGACAAACCCGAGUUUGUGGCCUCCAAAAAAAUGCUAGACAUGGCAGGGGUCAAAUAUAGGCAACACAUUCCCAAACAGAAGCAGAUUUUGAUAGAUUUCACAGCCAUUGAUGCAAUGACAGGGACAAAUGUGAAAGAAGUCUUAAAAGCUGACCAGACUUCUUUCUAGGUCAACCAAUUCCCAACAAAGGAUCUCCCAAAUAUGUGUUCAAGAACUAUGUCUUUCUUUUUCAGUGCACUACGUUUUGAUCAGAUCAGGGGGACUCCCAAAUGUGUUCGAGAACUAUGUCUUUCUUUGUCAGUGCACUAUGUUUUGAUCAAUUUAUUACUCUGUUACUUGGUAGAGCCAUUUUAACAAGACCUAGGAAUAUCUACGUCUUGCAUCGAAACAAGUAAAAAAAAUGAUAGCUGUUUGACACAACUAUAUCCAAAGUCCAAGCUCUUGUUAAAAUGGCUUUACAUCUACAUGUACUUUAUCUAGGUUUUGAUGCCUGGAUUAUGUGUUGAGAGAUUAUGAGAGAUUUACAUUCAUCUGUUUAUUGUUAUUGUAUGUUUUGUUUUGAAUACUGGUAAUCCUCAACAUUUUUUUAAAAGCUGAGACUUACUUGUUUAGAGUAUAUGCAUCAAAGGAAAUAAAUUUGAUUAUGUAUAAAAAUAAAUUUGCUUUGAUUGAUCAUGCCUAA